Molecule: messenger RNA, 2193 nt
Organism: Torulaspora globosa
Lineage: Eukaryota; Fungi; Ascomycota; Saccharomycetes; Saccharomycetales; Saccharomycetaceae
Gene: MLH1
Product: mismatch repair ATPase MLH1
Exons: 1
Coding region: 1-2193 (730 amino acids)
Biological process (GO): mismatch repair
Cellular component (GO): MutLalpha complex
Molecular function (GO): ATP-dependent DNA damage sensor activity; ATP hydrolysis activity; ATP binding
Source: RefSeq, a predicted model, not a curated record
AUGGUAGCUAGCAUCAAGGCGCUAGAUGAAUCGGUUGUGAACAAGAUAGCAGCAGGAGAAAUCAUUAUUUCGCCGGUGAAUGCUCUGAAGGAGAUGAUGGAGAACAGUAUAGACGCUGGGGCUAAAAGCCUGGACAUACUGGUGCGGGAUGGGGGUAUAAAACUGUUGCAAGUGACUGAUAAUGGCUGUGGUAUCAACAGGGAGGACUUGCCAGUGCUGUGUGAACGAUUUACUACUUCAAAACUGACAAAGUUCGAGGACUUGGAGAGUAUUGCGACCUACGGGUUUAGAGGUGAAGCUCUGGCAAGUAUAUCCCAUAUUGCAAGAGUUACUGUCACUACAAAGACACAGGACGACAAGUGUGCUUGGAGGGUGUCGUAUGCGGAAGGCAAAAUGAUAGGCGAGCCAAGGCCUAUGGCGGGUCGAGACGGAACUGUGAUCCUCGUGGAAGAUCUUUUCUACAAUAUGCCUUCGAGAUUACAAGCGCUUAGGUCGCCAGGCGAAGAAUAUACUAAGAUAUUGGAUGUUGUAGGACGGUAUGCGAUACACCGUCAGGACGUCGCAUUUUCUUGCAAGAAGUUUGGAGAUUCACAGUUCAGCUUGACUAUAAGGUCCGAUUUAUCUGCCGAAGGGAGGAUAAGGACCGUUUUUGGGAACGCUGUGGCGAAGAGCUUACUGGCGUUCGAUAUGGCUUCCGUGGAAGAGUUAGACAUUGCGAAGGUAUCGGGACAAGUGAGCAACCUUGAGUUUAACUUCAAGAAAUCGAUAACGCCUGUAUUAUUCAUCAAUGACAGGCUUGUCACUUGCAAUCCCUUGGCAAGAGCCCUCCGACAAGUCUACGCGAACUUUCUACCAAAAGGCAAUAAACCAUUCAUAUACUUGAGUUUGCUGAUUAACCCCAAGGUACUGGAUGUCAACGUGCACCCAACCAAGAGGGAGGUGAGAUUUCUGCACCAGGAUGAGAUCAUCGAGAAGAUUGCCUUGCAGUUAAAUGAGGUUUUAUCCAAGGUAGAUACUUCAAGAACUUUUAAAGCUUCAACUGUACUGACAAGCAAACCAGUUCAUAGCGCUUCCAUUAGCCGAGUUACAGCAACAUCCAGUAUAAACAAAUCGUAUCAAAACAAUAAUAAUGGACAAACCCAGAACGGCCAAACACCCGCUAAGAGAUACGAGAAUAAAUUGGUGAGAACAGAUGCGUCGCAAGCUAAAAUAACCACAUUCUUGAAAUCUAGCCAAUCUCAGGCUACUUCACCAGCUGUGGUUUUACAGACAAUUGACAGGCAAGAGAUUAAUGAAAACCAUUCAGAAGGUGCUGCCAAAGAAAAUUUACCGAUUCCAUCUUCACCGGCUGCGGCAGUAAUAGAAAAAUCUUCAAAGUAUCAAAUCCAUGCACAGGAGAGGAUAGAAGUAAACCUCUCGAGCAUCAAAAGACUGCGAGAAGCAGUCGAUGAAUCUAUCCACAGAGACUUGACCGAUGCAUUUGCCAACCUGACAUUUGUCGGCGUUGUAGAUGUUGAGAGAAGGCUAGCAACAAUUCAACACGAUUUAAAGCUCUUUCUGAUAGAUUAUGGAGCAGUUUGCUAUGAGUUGUUCUACCAGAUUUGCCUGAGCGACUUUUCAAACUAUGGAAAAAUCAUCCUCGAGUCUGCCAAUAACAAAGGUCUGAGACUUAUUGAAAUCCUAUCGAGCUUCGAGCAUCUAACUGAUGAUUUUAUUCUUGGAAUAGUACAGAGACUCUGGGAUAUGAGGGAGAUGCUUACUGAAUAUUUUGCAAUCGAAUUAACAGCCGAAGGCGAUACCGAUAAGCCAGCGCAAGAAAGCAUUCAAUUGAGAAGCAUACCUCUCCUAUUGAAAGAUUAUACACCUCCUUUAGCCAAAAUUCCCUUUUUCAUUUAUAGAUUGGGAACAAGGGUCAACUGGGAAGUCGAGGAGCCCUGUCUAGAAGGUAUCAUGAGACAAAUAGCACUGUUAUACAUUCCAGAGAUUAUCGAGCUCGUCGAUCUUUCUGGCAAGGACGUCGAUGAAGAGAGAAAAGCUGAAUUCGUUGCAAGAAACGAGGAGAUGUCAUAUUCCCUUGAAAAUGUAGUGUUCCCUUGCAUAAAAAGGAGAUUUUUGGCACCACGAAGUCUAUCGAAGGAUGUCAUUGAGAUAGCGAACCUGCCAGGAUUAUAUAAGGUCUUUGAAAGAUGCUAG